Messenger RNA from Metopolophium dirhodum (rose-grain aphid), 1889 nucleotides. RefSeq names its product zinc transporter ZIP1-like. Gene Ontology annotation, molecular function: zinc ion transmembrane transporter activity. The coding region runs from base 651 to 1559 and encodes 302 amino acids. The transcript has 5 exons. Gene Ontology annotation, biological process: zinc ion transmembrane transport. Lineage: Eukaryota; Metazoa; Arthropoda; Insecta; Hemiptera; Aphididae. The record is from RefSeq and is a predicted model, not a curated record. Gene Ontology annotation, cellular component: plasma membrane.
UGUUUAAUAUUUUUUCAAAUGUCAUGAUUAGUCCAUGACAAAAUGUUGUCAUUGAUUAGUCAUUAGAAGUUUUCCUAGGCGCGGCUAGUCACGACGGCAGCGGGCCGUAGUGACAGGCCGCUCCAUACUGCUCAUGGACGAGUACAGCCGCAGCGGCUAUAAUGCUGUUCCAUAGCAGAACAGUCGUUGCGGCCUUACCUUUAGUUUUUGUAACGCUUUCAGUACCACCAAAAUAAUGUUGUUAACGGUAUUCGUUAUAUUUUGCCACCACUCGAGCUGCCUGGUUCACGUCCUUGCCAGUGGAGUAAUUCAGGCCGUUACGAGAACCAAAACUUAAUGUUUCAGUGAAUCAUUAUUUGUGCACUGUCAUUGAAAAUCAUCAACAUUUAAGAUCGCGUAAACAUGAACGCGGAGCAGAGAAGCGUUGCGAGUGACGUCAUCAUCUGGGUUGGAAAAAGGCAGUUCGUGCAAGCAUCCUUCACAUUGGCAGCAGUGCUAUUCACGGCGGCUUUGCAACUGGACCGGACUCGUUUGCAUUUCAUUCUCCGUCAGUAUACAAAGGUACAGUUGAGCGGCACGACGUCGAUCAAAGUAUCCACAUAUCCCAUUGUCAAUUCAUAUACCUAUAUUUACUGCUUGUCUUUCACGCCAUGGAUUCCAGCGUAGCUAUGAAUUCAAUUAGUACCACAGACCGCAUAGCCGCGGCCAAAGCGUCGGUCUCGCUCCUACUGUGCCUGUGCUCGUUCGCCACUGGUCUGUCGCCAAUUAAGUUCGCCCACGGCUGGCGUGCGUCCAGGGCCCGUAUCUCGCGGAAACCGACGAUCGCGUCAGUGCUUUUGUGCUUCGGCGGCGGCGUACUGCUGUUUACCGCCCUAAUCCGCAUGCAGCCCGACGUCCGGCGGUCGGUGCACGUGCUCCAGGUAGCUGGCCGGCUGCCUGACACCGACCACCUAGGCGACCUGGUGUUCUGCGCUGGGCUCUUCGCCGUGUUCGUCAUCGACGAGGUCGUGAACUUGACGCGUGGCCCCGGACGCAGAACGGGUACUAUCGCAGCCACCGGCGUCCGGCCAUCGCCGAAAUCGUUCCGUGUCCUGUUCGCCGUGGUGGCGCUAUCAUUCCAGGAGGCGUUUGUAGGCCUGUCGUUCGGCAUGGAAACCGCGGGCCCCGACGACGGCGUGUGGUACGCGUACGCCACCGCGUCCGCGACCAAACUGAUCGUCGCAUUCUGCCUGGGCAUGGAACUGGCCUGGUCAGGAGCCCGGAAUUCUGCAAUAGUAGCGUGCUCGGCGGUGUUCGCCACCGUUACGCCCGUCGGAGUCGCGAUCGGCAUGGCCCUAUCCCAGUGCUGCGACAACGCCGCGGCCUAUAAGCCGCCAUCGCCCGGCAUCUUGCACGUCAUCUCACAGGGACUGGGUGCCGGCUCGCUGGCGUUCGUGGUAUUCUUAGAAGUAUUUCCCAGGCACAAACACGCCGGGUUCACGCACCUGUUGUCCGCCAUCGUCGGGUUCUACGUCAUGCUAUGCUUGCAGUUUGCCACUGACUAUCAACAAUCCGCCUAGGUUUGAAGAAUUUGGAUGAAGAUAUGUGUGCAGAUGAAUCUCAUAAACACUUUUUUAAAAUAAAUUCCUUGAUUCUAUGUGUUAUGAUUUUAUCCACUAUUUAUUGACCCAAUCACCUAGUAAUACUAUUUUUUAGUGUUUUUUUGCAUAGUUUAUAAACUUUAUUUUGUUACAAUUUAAUUAAAUGCCAUAUUUAAGUACAAAAUAAAUAUAACAGUAGUACUUCCAGACUAAAAUAGGAACUAGGUACAUAAAUAUUAUGUUAUAUAAAAAAAACUUCAAUUUUUCAAUAUAAUAUUAUAUACCUAGGUAUAUUAUAUACCUAUAUAA